Messenger RNA from Prunus avium (sweet cherry), 507 nucleotides. The record is from RefSeq and is a predicted model, not a curated record. Lineage: Eukaryota; Viridiplantae; Streptophyta; Magnoliopsida; Rosales; Rosaceae.
CCCUCUCUCUCUCCCUCUCAGUAUAUGAUUGUAUGUUUUUGAACUUUGAAGUGGAACUUCAAUUUGCACAGUAUUCUUGUGGUUGUUUUAGUUAGUGGGUUUUAAUCGUUGUACAAAUUGAUGAAGAUGGUUGGUUUGUUUGUGUUGUUUUUGUGCAUAAAAUGCAAUCGAGCCACAAAUGCAAUCGAGAAUGUGGUGAUAAUUGGGUCAUGUCCCACUGGAGUUACAACAGCAAGUUACGCAGCUCAAGCCAAUUUGAAGCCUCUGGAGUUCGAAGGGUAUCGAUCGGGUCCAGUCCAGGGGCAGUUGAUGAUCACUACUGAAGUUGAAAACUUUCCAGGAUUCCCAAAUGGAAUUACUGGUCCAGAUUUAAUGGACAGCUUUCUUAUUGGGAGCCGUAAUGCAAGGUUCAACUAAGGAUUUCAAGUUUCAAGGGUAAAAGGCCUUCAAUGGAGGAUUAUAUUGAGGCAAAUAUAUGACGUUGAUGGCCAGAUGGUUGCAUUUGGU